AUGCCUGGACAUCUCGGUCAAAAAAUAAUCAACGCUUUAGGGGGCCAUUCAAAUCAUGAUUCCUCCGGACAGCCUUUCCAGCAUCGUGCGGCAGUGAACAACGAUGAGCGCCCACUAUCCUCCCACCCCAAUACAGGCACUUACCCCCGUCUGGCACGUCUCUCUGAUGGAUCAAUCCUAUCUUCAUUUACCCGGUUUCCAGAUGGCAAGCGAGCACUUUGCGUCGCCCGCAGCACUGACAAUGGUCACACCUUUGAGAACCUCUCCGAAGUCACUCGCGCAGCUGGGGACGUGGAUAACAUGUUCUUGCUAGAGGUCGCUCCAGGUGUUGUCUUAGCAGCCUUCCGCAAUCACGACGUCGGACCACAAGGUCCCACGCACUUUCGUAUCACAGUCUGCAGAUCCCAGGAUGGAGGUCGUACAUGGCAAUUCGCAUCCCAGGCAGCCGAGAAAGGUGCCCCACUCGGUAUAUGGGAACCCUUCAUGCGACUCGGUAGACGGGGAGAAGUCCAGCUUACUUACUCGCAAGAGUUCGCACCUAACAACCAGUGUACAAUGGUGGUUAUCUCUAACGACCAGGGAAGCUCCUGGAGUCGUCCUGCCUGCUUGCACGGAAUGAAUGAUCCUUUACGCGACGGCAUGAACGGGAUCGCGACUAGUUUCGAUAACGGACGAGAGGCGCUCGUGAUGGUCUUUGAGACUACGAGACACGGUCCGUUUAGUAUCGAGGCACUGGUUUCCUACGAUGAUGGGGCUUCUUGGCAUCAUCGUCAUGAGGUUUUCCGCCCGAAGCCUGGACACAAUGCGGGAUCACCGCAGGUCACCUCAUUUGCGGACGGGUCUAUGGUAGUCGUUUUUAUGACCGACGAGGAUUCGCCGAAGGUUGAGUGGGUCAAACAUGCUUCGAUCAAGGCUGUUUUUGCUGGGCCGCCGCAGGAUGGGCAGAUUCGAUGGAGUAAGCCCAGUCUCAUCUCGGAGGCCUCGAGCUUUUGGCCUGGUGUUAUGGCUAUCGAUCAGCAUACUGCUUUGGUCACCUAUGACAGAGGUGGUCCUUUGGCUAAGACAGUCACCUGGCACCCUUGA
This is a messenger RNA of Penicillium longicatenatum, 1083 nucleotides long. Its product is annotated as sialidase family protein. The transcript has a single exon. Bases 1 to 1083 code for a protein of 360 amino acids. The record is from RefSeq and is a predicted model, not a curated record. NCBI's taxonomy places the organism in Eukaryota, Fungi, Ascomycota, Eurotiomycetes, Eurotiales, Aspergillaceae.